GUAAAAUGGCAGAAGCCAGUAUUUCAGUGGUUCAGGAUCAGUUCAUCUGUUCAAUCUGUCUGGAUCUACUGAAGGAUCCAGUGACCAUUCCCUGUGGACACAGUUACUGUAAGAGAUGUAUUACAGACUGCUGGGAUCAAGAUGAUCAGAAGAGAAACUACAGAUGCCCUCAGUGCAGACAGACCUUCACUACAAGACCUGUUUUAAAUAAGAAUGUGGUGUUUGCUCAGAUGGUGGAGAUGCUGAAGAAGACAAAACUCCAGUUUGAUCGACCUUCUCCCAGUUAUGCUGGACCUGGAGAUGUGGAGUGUGACGUCUGUACUGAGAGAAAACACAAAGCUGUCAAGUCCUGUCUGGUGUGUCUAAACUCUUACUGUCAAAAUCAUCUUGAACAACAUGAGAAAUUCUUCAAAGGCAUGAAGCACAACCUGACAGACGCCACUGGACGACUUCAGCAGAUGAUCUGCCCUCAACAUGAGAAACUUUUAGAGAUUUACUGUAAAACUGAUCAGCUCUGUAUAUGUCUACUGUGUAUGGUGGAUGAACACAAUAACCAUAAGACUGUAUCAGCUGCAGCAGAGAGGACUGAGAAACAGAAAGAACUGAAGGAGAUGCAGAGAAAAUACCAGCAGAGAAUCCAGGAGAGUCAGAAGAAGCUUCAGGAGCUGAGAGAUGCUGUGGAGACUCAUAAGCGCUCUGCACAGACAGCAGUGGACGACACUGAGAGGAUCUUUACUCAACUGAUCCAAACCAUUGAGAGAAGACGAUCUGAGGUGACACAGCUGAUCAGAGAUCAGGAAAAGACUGCAGUGAGUGAAGCUGAAGGACUCUUGAAGCGACUGGAGCAGGAGAUUGAUGAUCUGAGGAGGAGAGACGCUGAGCUGGAGCAGCUUUUACACACAGAUGAUCACAUCCAUUUCCUCCAGAGUUUUCAGUCUCUCUCUGUUCCUCCUGGAUCUUCAGACUCACUCAACAUCACUGUCAGCUCUCUCAUCUCUUUUGAUGAUGUAGGAAAAUCUGUGUCUCAUCUGAGAGAGAAACUGGAGGAUUUUUGUAACGAAGAGAUAGAAAAGAUAUUGAAUAGUGAAAGUGAGACCAGGAAGCAGUUUCUAAAUUAUUAUUAUCACUUCACUGCAGAUCCAAACACAAUGAAUAAACGGCUUCGUCUGUCUGAGGGGGACAGAGUGAUUACUGACACCAACAGAAUGCAGCUGUAUCCUCAUCAUCCAGACAGAUUUAAUGGUUGUUAUCAGGUGUUGUGUAGAGAGAGUGUGAGUGGACGCUGUUACUGGGAGGUUGAGUGGAGUGGUGUAGUGGAUAUAUCAGUGUCAUAUAAGAGCAUCAAGAGGAAGGGAGGUUAUGAGUGUGAGUUUGGAGGUAAUGAUCAGUCCUGGAGUUUGUACUGCUGUGACACCAGUUGUUCAUUCAGACACAAUAACAUUAAAACUAAACUCCCUGUAGUGAGAUCUUCUAGAAUAGGAGUUUAUGUGGAUCACAGUGCAGGAUCUCUGUCCUUCUACAGCGUCUCUGACACAAUGACCCUCAUCCACAGAGUCAACACCACAUUCACUAAACCUCUCUAUCCUGGGUUUUAUGUGUCUGGAUCAGUGAAACUGUGUGAUCUAACAAUAUAGACAUUCUACAAAUAAUAUUAUCAUGUCAGAAAUGUGUCAUAUCAGAAGAACUCAAUGAUGAAUUAACAACCAUUU
Messenger RNA from Paramisgurnus dabryanus, 1709 nucleotides. Its product is annotated as E3 ubiquitin/ISG15 ligase TRIM25-like. The record is from RefSeq and is a predicted model, not a curated record. Lineage: Eukaryota; Metazoa; Chordata; Actinopteri; Cypriniformes; Cobitidae. Gene Ontology annotation, molecular function: protein binding; zinc ion binding.